Molecule: messenger RNA, 159 nt
Organism: Striga asiatica
Lineage: Eukaryota; Viridiplantae; Streptophyta; Magnoliopsida; Lamiales; Orobanchaceae
Source: the annotation of a GenBank genome assembly
AUGGAUAUUUGUUCGGGCUGGCCGGAGGUCACGACAAGGUGGCUGGUGGGGGAGAGGGACGGGGCUGUGGAGGCGAAGGGCAGGGAGAGGAGGGAUGACAGGGAGAGAGAGAGAGAGGGGGAAAAAGUGAAGGAGGAAGUGGGUGAGAGACGGCUUACC